This is a messenger RNA of Eriocheir sinensis (Chinese mitten crab), 1086 nucleotides long. RefSeq lists its product as uncharacterized. The coding region runs from base 1 to 1086 and encodes 361 amino acids. Gene Ontology annotation, molecular function: nucleic acid binding; zinc ion binding. NCBI's taxonomy places the organism in Eukaryota, Metazoa, Arthropoda, Malacostraca, Decapoda, Varunidae. The record is from RefSeq and is a predicted model, not a curated record. The transcript has 4 exons.
AUGCAUUUCCACCUUUCAGUUCUUCAGUGCCGCCGCCUUUCACCGUGCUCUGUCUACCCGCGCACGCUGGCCGGCCGCUCGCCCGGUGAUAAGCUGCCCGCGCUGCACACCACGCUGUGCCCUCCACCUCGCGCCACCCUCCAGCACACUACUGCUCCUGCCUUGUACCUCCGUACGUUCACCUCUGCCCCGCCACCUCGGACUAUGAACGCCCCUGCUGCUGCUCAGCCCGCUUCGCUGCCGAAGCUGCUCAUUCCGGCGACUGUCGGCUUCGAAACGACCCUCGACCUCGCCGAGGCACUGGAGCAGCAGCUGGGCGACGCCUCUCCUCAAGUGCCCAGCACAACACCCUGCUCGCGGUGCUACAAUUGCCAACAGUUCGGCCACCACCGGGCCAGGUGCAGCCGUCCCCGGUCUGCGGCAUAUGCUCUGCCAGUCACGACACGGGCGGUGCCUGUCAAAGUAAAAUACUGGCCAGACCAUCACCAGCAGAUGCCCGAAUUGCCAGGGCGAACACCAUGCCUGGAAUCGGGCCUGCGUCAACAGGCGAGAGCUGGUCGACAAACAGCGCACUGUCCAACAGCGCUGGGUCGUCACUCAUCGCCCUGCUCCUCUCGGCACAUUCCGCUGGGGCGCCCAGCAGCCCCAGCGUCACGGCUGCUCCAACAAGACAAGACGUCCCACCAGCCAUCUCUUACACCCCACCACCUCCAUUACGAGGAGAGCUUCCCUCCCCUUACUCCACGCCAUCUGUCACCGCCUCCGCCGGCCCAACUCCCAGCUCCCCCAGAGCCCAACGCCAGUCGCCAGUCCCGCCCCCUCACUACAGCAACUCCCACUGCCGCCCCUCCCGGCUGUCUCCUCAUCACACGGGAGAUGAUGGUGGGCCUCUUGGAGGGCUUCCGGGCGGAUUAUCGCAACGCACUCAAGUCGGACGUCGAGCCGAGUGUUCUCGGACGCAGCGCAGCAGGUGGUGGGCAAUCUCUUCCAGAUACGCCGGCCCAGCAAGCUGCCGUCCCUCCUGUGCAGGCACCUUCCCCGGCAGGCCAUCAUCAACCCCACCUACGCCGACCCCUCGUGCUCUGA